Messenger RNA from Nothoprocta perdicaria, 1382 nucleotides. RefSeq names its product von Willebrand factor C domain containing 2 (gene VWC2). Gene Ontology annotation, molecular function: protein binding. The transcript is spliced from 3 exons. The record is from RefSeq and is a predicted model, not a curated record. Gene Ontology annotation, cellular component: AMPA glutamate receptor complex. Gene Ontology annotation, biological process: negative regulation of BMP signaling pathway. Bases 44 to 1042 code for a protein of 332 amino acids. Lineage: Eukaryota; Metazoa; Chordata; Aves; Tinamiformes; Tinamidae.
CCUCCCAUGUGAGCGCGCUGUCCCCUGUGGGAUGCGGUAGGCGAUGCCCAGCUCCACUGCAAUGGCAAUUGGAGCCCUCUCCAGUUCGCUCCUCGUGACCUGCUGCCUCAUGGUUGCCCUCUGUAGCUCCACCAUCCCCGUGCAGAAGCUGGCGAAGGCUCAAGAAAAGCAGGAGAUAAAAGCGAGCCAGGAAAAGAGGGAUCACACAUCUACAAGGGAUGGUCAGGCGGGCACCGGGAAGAUGAACGAGAUCGGCAGGAGCGGCAGGGAGGAGGGCACCAGAAACUGGAAGAGCAAAGGAAGCAGGAGCUACUCCAACAAGGAGUCUUGGACUAAGCAAAAGCAGGCUUGGAAUAGCCAGGGCACCAGCAGCAAGUUGGCGAGCCUGCAAGCGCAGGAGCCGAGGGCCGAUGCCGCCGCCGAGGAUCUGCGGGCAGGCGAAGAGGCCGCGCUGCCCGAGGCCGUGGCCAGCGUGACCCCCGAGCCGCCGGAGGAGUACGCGUACCCCGACUACCGCGGCAAGGGCUGCGUGGACGAGAGCGGCUUCGUGUACGCCAUCGGCGAGAAGUUCGCGCCGGGGCCCUCGGCCUGCCCCUGCAUGUGCACGGAAGAGGGGCCGCUGUGCAUGCAGCCCGAGUGCCCCCGGCUGCACCCACGCUGCGUCCACGUGGACACCACGCAGUGCUGCCCCCAGUGCAAGGAGAGGAAGAACUACUGCGACUUCCGCGGGAAAACCUACCAGACCCUGGAGGAGUUCAUGGUUUCUCCCUGUGAGAAAUGCCGCUGUGAAGCCAAUGGCGAAGUGCUGUGCACGGUGUCUGCUUGUCCCCAGACUGAGUGUGUGGAUCCAGUUUAUGAACCUGAUCAGUGCUGUCCCAUCUGCAAAAACGGCCCGAACUGCUUUGCAGAAACCCUUGUCAUUCCAGCAGGCCGAGAGGUGAAAACUGAUGAAUGCACUAUAUGUCACUGCACUUAUGAAGAAGGCACGUGGAGAAUUGAGCGGCAAGCUAUGUGCACUAGACAUGAAUGCAAACAAAUAUAAGCAAUCUACAAAUCAAAGUACUUUGGGAUUCUUUUUAUAAAGUAUUUCACAGCGGUGAGCACCCUUGAUGGCCCAGGGAAAUCUGAACAUGAAGAUUUUGGUGAGGAGCAGAGAAUAAUAUAUUGGUAUUUUGCUUUUCAUAGUAACAUAAUACUGCAAAGCAAAGACAUGCAUAUAUUUAAAAAAGUUUGGACAUAAAGAAUACCUGUCUUAAUAAAUGUGUUUUAUUUUCACAGUGAGUACACUAAAUGCACUCUAUCAAAUAUUCUAUGUAUUUCUAUAAUACCAUUAUAGAGCUUAAAAAUAAAUGUUUUAUAUGGACAAUACAGAUUAAAUUAUG